CCUUUCCCAAGCAGCUCUGUCCAAAGGAAAACUUCUGCAAGCAAGUAAACACUGGGAGAGUCAGCUAGAAGCUGACAGCGCAGACCCAGGCAAUCUGUCGGUGUAUGACUCCAGAUCACACAAUUCACAUAAGAGCUUUGGAAAGAGGGAGUUGAUUCACACACGCGCACACACAAAACCAGAAUCUUAGCCAUGUCGUAUCCUCAGGGCUACUUGUACCAACCGUCAGCUUCUUUAGCUCUUUACUCGUGUCCAGCGUACAGCACGAGCGUGAUAUCGGGACCCAGGACGGAUGAACUUGGGAGAUCUUCCUCGGGAUCUGCCUUCAGCCCCUACGCCGGAUCUACAGCGUUUACAGCCCCUUCCCCAGGCUAUAACAGCCACCUCCAGUACGGUACAGACCCGACCGCUGCCUUCACUUCCUACGUGGGUUCUCCCUAUGAUCACUCGACGGGAAUGGCUGGAUCUAUAGGAUAUCACCCGUACGCUGCUCCUUUAGGCUCUUAUCCCUAUGGUGACCCGGCUUACCGAAAAAAUGCCACCAGAGAUGCCACUGCCACCCUCAAAGCCUGGCUCAGCGAGCACAGAAAGAACCCUUACCCCACCAAGGGCGAGAAGAUCAUGCUGGCUAUCAUCACCAAAAUGACUUUGACUCAAGUGUCCACCUGGUUUGCGAACGCCAGGAGGAGGUUGAAGAAAGAGAAUAAAAUGACCUGGACCCCGAGAAAUAGGAGCGAAGACGAGGAGGAAGAAGAGAACAUAGAUCUGGAAAAAAACGACGAGGACGAGCCGCAGAAAUCUUUGGAAAAGGGAAACUCGUCGGAACCGGAGUCAGGGAAUCAGAAAACGAACAUAGGAGACAUUGCUUGUGAAAGAUUUGAGGAACAAGAUCCGAGCAAAGAAAGUGGGCAGAUCCUCAGCGAUUCGGAGUUAAAAGACGCGGAGGAAAGAGAAACCGUCCACUCCCCCAAAGCCGCGACUUCUUCCCUGGUUGUGCCUCAUGGUGCUGAGCUCUUGCACGAAAGCAACGAUUCCGAAUUGGAAAAUGCACAUACAAACCUAACUCACACUCUUCCGAGUAACACAGCGAACUGCAAUGUAACUUCAGUCAUCCAUUCCCCCCCGGCAACAAGCUCCAAGCCCAAACUCUGGUCUCUAGCAGAAAUCGCCACUUCGGACAAGUCGAAGGAACAGAGCGAGCAGCAGCAGAGUGCGUGCCCGGGUCAAGGGUGCGCCGUGUCGGCCAGCGCCUCGUCUCCGUCCCGUUCCCCUUGUCCUUACCCGAACAGCGCCGUGCUGGGCCGGCCUCUCUACUACACGUCGCCCUUCUACCCAGGCUACACGAACUAUGGCAGCUUCGGACACCUUCACAACCACCACGGAGGUAGUAGCACAACACACUUCAGUUCAAAUGGAUUAAGUCAGACUGUCUUAAGCAGAGCAGAGGCUCUGGCUAAACUCUGUCCAGAAGCUAAAACAAAGGGCCCGGCACAAAUAGAUCAUUGCAAGGACACAUCGUCUUAUGAUUUGAAGAAAGGUAUGUCCAAUAUUUAAUACUGGUUCUUCGCCGAAUCUCUGGACACUAUUUAUUAUUUUGCCAUGGCAAAGUAUUUUCUGUCAAGAUGGUAUAAAGUAACAAAGAUUUUUAGUUUCUGAUAUGUUCGAAACGGUUGAUGCAAAGUGUUCAAAAUGUAACAUCUGAAAAGAAUGUCUUAACCAACCACGAAUUAAUUUGUAUUAAGACUAAUUCUGUAUAUUUAAUGUAGCGUUUUUGUAUUUAAAAAGGAUAAUACACCCUCUUUGAAGUAAAUUAUGAAACGAGUCUUCUGUACAGAUAUUAUUGUUGUUCUUUCGUAUAAUAUAUACACAUAUAUAAUAUAAAUCUGUGUUUUUUGAAAUGUUUCCUAGUUAAGAUGAUGGCAAUUUAAUUUAAGGCGAAAGCUGUUUUCUCUAAGUGUGGGGGAACAGGUUUGAACAAAACACAAAUUAGACUUUCUAGCGGAAAACAUAAAUUCAAGGGCCGCUUCUGAGCGAAAUGUAAAUAUUUAAUUAAAACACAGUUUCGGCUUACACAUCCAGGCGAUCAUUGCGCUUUGGCUUGUUUUGUUAUCAAAAUGUGAUGAACUUUUAUUUUAAAGAAAAUUAAUACCAGAAAGAGAGGGUGUAGCACUUUCACUGUGCAGUUGGUAGAGUGUAAGAACUGGCUGGAAUAAUAAGGCUAAAACUAAAGUGCCAUCCUUUAACCUAAUUACAUCCAAUCAGUGUCGUGUUUUAUGCAAAGCAAUCAUCUGGUGAACUUUGCUAAUGAGUUCGAUUUUAUGCCAAAUUUAGUCCUCAUUACUAUCGUAAAAAAGCACAGCAGUGCUAUAUAUGAGACAGAGAGAACUGAAUGCAUGCUGACAUCCAUACAAGAUAACCUCGCCUAGACUUUUCUCACCCCACCCCCACAAGUUGUGUUCGUUUACCAUGUAAAUUCGCUUAAUUCUCCGGUGUUGGCCGCAAGCUUUUCUUAGACUUUUUUUUUCCCUGCUCAUAUUUCCCCACCUUCAAUGUUACGAUACUGGAACCCAUUCAGUUAGAAGUGUUGACUUGAACUUUUCCCAGAUUCGCAGGUAGGUGUCACACUUGUUCCGAAUAGAAAAUCAUCGUACUUUCAACUUGAGUGCCAAAAAUGCUUUUUUUUUUAUUUAAAAAAAAUUGAAUCAGAUAGCACUCUUUGCAACAGAAACCCUCCAAUUCACAAACCAGGAGCUAUCAAAUUAACGUGAAACUUUACAAAACGGAAGUAAAUCACCUAUUAUUUGAUGUGAAUAAUUUCACUCCAGUCAAUGCCCUGAGCAUGUCGCCGUACCUCCAAGUGUGAUGCGACGAUAGCCAGAAAUUACAUUUUUUUUGUGAAAUAUUGUCUGUGUAUCAAGUUUGCUGGAAAGAGAUAAAAAAAUAUUUGAAUUGUAUUUUUGUAAGAACUAUACCCAGAGCUUUUACUAAUUUAUGCGGCUGUUUUUUUUUUGCAAAACAAUGGAAUCGGAAAUGUUUGUAAAUAAAAUCUCAGCCUGAUUUUUCCAAA
This is a messenger RNA of Carcharodon carcharias (great white shark), 3067 nucleotides long. It is a transcript of the gene irx5a, whose product is annotated as iroquois homeobox 5a. Gene Ontology annotation, molecular function: RNA polymerase II cis-regulatory region sequence-specific DNA binding; DNA-binding transcription factor activity, RNA polymerase II-specific. The coding region runs from base 193 to 1554 and encodes 453 amino acids. Gene Ontology annotation, biological process: regulation of transcription by RNA polymerase II; cell development; neuron differentiation. The record is from RefSeq and is a predicted model, not a curated record. Lineage: Eukaryota; Metazoa; Chordata; Chondrichthyes; Lamniformes; Lamnidae. Gene Ontology annotation, cellular component: nucleus. The transcript is spliced from 3 exons.